CGGCAGCAUCACCGCGCGCUCUGCCUCCGUUACCUCCACGCGAGCCGCAGCGAUUCGCUCUUUCAGCAGCUGAUGCUCGUUCCUCACUGAGUCAACAACAAGACAACAGCUAUUUUCCUGUAAUAACCUGACCAGGGCAUGAACGUGGGAUUCUUAUUCAACUGAAUUUCGGAUUUAAAGCGGAAGAGAGGAGAGCGUUUGUUCCCUGGACAUCAUUUGAAGUCAUGCCAGUUCCAGAUCAGCCUGCUGAGAUGGAGAAUGCCACCAUGCUCAGCCCAGGACUGAACGCUUCCAAUGGUGACGGAGCCGAAUCGGAGACCACCUCUGCAAUCCUGGCCUCCGUCAAGGAGCAGGAAAUCCAAUUUGAAAGAUUAACUCGGGAGCUGGAGGCAGAGCGUCAGAUAGUGGCGACUCAGUUGGAGCGAUGCAAACUGGGGUCUGAGGCAGGUGGCAGUAUGAGCAGCAUCAGUUCAGCCGAUGAGCAGUUUCGCUGGAAUACCCAAGAUGGACAGAAAGACAUCGAGGAUGAGCUAAACACAGGUCUGGAGCUGGUGGAUUCGUGUAUCCGCUCCCUGCAGGAGUCCGGGAUCUUGGAUCAUCAGGAAUACGUCACAACUGAUAGACCGAGUCUGCUCUCUCAGAGCUCACUGCAGCUCAGCUCGAACCCAGAGGGCUCCCUCCAGUACUCCGCCAGCUACCACAGUAAUCAGACCCUGGCCCUGAGCGACUGCUUGUCCGCACCGCAAUCCCAGAAGCCUCAGCCCCCUCCACGCUCCAGCGGCCAGCCCGGAGGAGCCGUACACAGCUACAACCAGGUGACAUCUAACCGUGCAGCCCAGUUAGCUGCGGGUGACUCCUCUCAGAGCCAUGGCGCUGGCCUGUCCGACUCCCAGCAUUCGUCUGCAGCGUCCGGCCCGGGCCUGUACUACUCCAGCUCUACUCUGCCUGCCCAGCGCAUCAGCUCGCCCCUGAACUCAAUGCAGUCCACAGCGGCCAGCGGAUCCCCAACCAAACUGCAGCGUCUGGGUUCAGCGUCCGAUACACCUGGCUACGCAACCACCCAGCGCCUGCCCUCCUCAUCCUCCUCAGCCUCCCCCAAACCUUCUCCCGGUCGGCUCGCCAAAUCCUACAGCAGCAGCUCACCAAUCAAUGCGGUGGGCAUCGGAGGAUCGCCUGCUACUCACGCUUCAGGCUCCCCUCACCGUUUAGCUUCUCCGCCCAAUAACGCAUCGCCAAUUUAUCAGCAGCUGCAGACCACAGGAGUGGCUUCAUACGCCACGCUUUCACCCACCAAAAGGCUGGUGCAUUCAUCUGAGCAGUACAAGAUAUCCCACGAACUCUACGCAACUGCCACUUUACAGAGACCAGGCAGCCUUGCUGGAUCUCGAGGUUCAUACAGUAAUCAGCACGCACACCUGGGGCCUGAACUGAGGCCUCUGCAGUCUCCCGAGCAUCACAUUGAACCCAUAUAUGAGGACAGAGUCUACCAGAAAGUCCCCAUGAGGAGCCUGAGCCAGAGCCAGGGAGAAACCCUCCCUCCGGCCCAUACAGGAACAUACAGGAAUAACACAGCCCCGUCCUCCCCUGGUGUUGACUCCGUACCCUUGCAGCGAACAGCAAGCCAGAAUGCCACAGGAACAUUUCCCCGAGGCGGAUAUGCGUCUGGCCAGAGCGCCAAUUACACGGAUACUUACCGCACGCUGCCGUACUGCUCAUCGGUGGAAUCUCCUUACAGCAAAUCCGGCCCGGCACUGCCACCCGAGGGCAACCUGGCACGCUCACCAUCCAUCGACAGCAUUCAGAAGGAUCCCAGGGAGUUCGGCUGGAGAGAUCCUGAAUUACCUGAAGUCAUUCAGAUGCUGCAGCACCAGUUUCCCUCAGUUCAGUCCAAUGCGGCGGCAUAUUUGCAACAUCUAUGCUUCGGAGACAACAAGAUUAAAGCUGAGAUACGGAGGCAGGGUGGCAUUCAGUUGCUGGUGGAUCUGCUGGAUCACAGGAUGGCUGAAGUUCAUAGAAGCGCCUGCGGUGCCCUGCGGAACCUUGUUUACGGCAAGGCCAACGAUGAUAAUAAAAUCGCUCUGAAGAACUGUGGAGGAAUCCCUGCGCUCGUCCGUCUGCUCCGCAAAACCUCUGAUGUGGAAGUUAGAGAACUGGUCACAGGUGUGUUGUGGAACCUGUCCUCAUGUGAUGCUCUGAAGAUGCCUAUAAUUCAGGACGCUCUAGCUGUCUUGACCAACACCGUGAUUAUACCCCAUUCCACCUGGGAUGUGUCCCCACAUCAGGAGGACCGCAAGCUGCAAAUGCACACCUCCCAAGUACUCCGCAAUGCCACCGGCUGCCUGAGGAAUGUGAGUUCAGCAGGAGAAGAGGCUCGGCGGCGGAUGAGAGAAUGUGAGGGUCUGACUGACACGCUGCUUUUCGUCAUUCAGACUUCCCUCGGAAGCAGUGAGAUUGAUAGCAAGACCAUCGAAAACUGUGUUUGUAUUUUGAGGAACCUCUCGUAUCGGCUCGCAGCUGAAACGUCUCAGGGACAGCAGAUGGGGACGGACGAGCUGGACGGCCUCCUGUGUAGCGACGCCAGCGGGAAGGACGGAGAGACCUCGGGCUGCUGGGGGAAGAAGAAGAAGAAGAAGAAGUCCCAGGACCAGUGGGAUGGUGUGGGACCCCUGCCGGACACUGCUGAGCCUCCCAAGGGGAUUCAGAUGCUGUGGCACCCCUCAAUAGUGAAGCCCUACCUCACCCUGUUGUCUGAGUGCUCAAACCCGGACACACUGGAGGGGGCCGCCGGGGCCCUGCAGAACCUUGCAGCCGGGAGCUGGAAGUGGUCGGUGUACAUCCGUGCGGCAGUGAGGAAAGAGAAAGGUCUGCCGAUCCUUGUGGAGCUACUUAGGAUCGACAACGAUCGUGUUGUGUGUGCUGUUGCCACCGCUCUCCGAAACAUGGCCCUGGACGUCAGAAAUAAAGAGUUAAUCGGUAAAUAUGCCAUGCGAGAUCUGGUGCACAGGCUUCCAGGGGGGAACAAUGCUAGCGCAAACAGCGGGGGAACAUCGAACAGCACAGCGGGUAAAACCAUGUGCGAUGACACCGUUACGGCUAUAUGCUGCGCUCUACACGAGGUUAUCACCAAGAACAUGGAGAACGCCAAGGCCUUACGGGACGCUGGUGGAAUCGAGAAGCUCAUCGGUAUUGCUAGGAGUAAAGGAGACAAACACUCACCUAAAGUGGUGAAGGCAGCAUCUCAGGUCCUCAGUAGCAUGUGGCAGUACAGAGAUCUCCGGAGCCUUUAUAAGAAGGACGGCUACUCACAGUAUCACUUUGUUGGCUCUGCCUCAACAAUAGAGAGAGACAGGCAGAGGCCGUACUCGUCCUCACGCACCCCUUCAGUAUCGCCGGUCCGGACGUCCCCAAACAACCGAUCGGCCAGCGCUCCUGCUUCACCCAGAGAGAUGAUCAGCCUCAAGGACAGGAAGAGCGAAUUCGACUCCAUUGGAAGCAAUGCUACUUAUCAUGCAAAUAAAGGAGAACACACUGCCAGAAAGGACACAAUGGCAGUUCAAACCUCCUGUGGAACAUCCACAUUGUUCCGGAACUCGUAUGAGACUUCAAAUGACGAGAUCAAACACAACCAGGUCCCAGUGCCACCCAUCCCGCAGGAGCCCCCGCUCAAGGACUACGAGCCGUACCCCAUCUCAAACUCCACUAGGAACUUUGAGGAACCAUUUUUUGAGGAUCAGGUCCAUCGCCCCCCGCCCGCCACCGAUCUCAAUAUGCACCUGGGACUCAAAUCCACCGGAAAUUAUGUGGAUUUUUACUCGGCCGCUCGGCCCUACAGCGAACUCAACUAUGAAACCAGCCACUACCCCGCGUCCCCCGACUCUUGGGUUUAAACGUAGAGGCCGCAAAACUGCAUGUGCAUGAGUAUCACAAAACAUUUUUCAGCAAGUUUUGUUAGUCUAAGCUGGUUCCGUGAGCGUUAAAAAAAAAAGAAAAGAGAAAGCGUGAGGGAGAAAAGAAGGCCUUGACAGAGACAGAAAGAAUGCGCGAGAGAUGAGAGCGAGCACAUGCUUUAAAGAGAAGCAAAAGCCUAACCUUUGGAGUAGAAAGUAGGUUUGUAUUGAAAGCUAUUUGAAAAGUGUGGAAGAGAAAAAGAAGUAGGAAGGUAAGGAAUGUGAGCACAACAAAACCAAGUUUGUAGAAACGAGCUACGGGAGCAGCUUUUCACCCUUUUUUUUCCCCAAAUGUUCUUUUCAGUCAGUGAAUAAUUUUUUCCACAUUAUUUCCAUCUAUUUUUUAAGUUUAUGUAAAGUAUUUGGUGUACAUUAAAAGAUGUGCAUUGUGUAAAUUUACACAAGACCACGCAGUUCUUCCCGUGGCUUUUACAGUACAAGGAAAAGACAAAAAAAAAAAAAACAAGCAAAAUGCAUCAACGUUGAGUGUUCAUCUCCCAAAAUUACAUGCGAAGAGAAAGGAUGUGCGUGCCAGUAUUGUUGAUUCUGAAAAUGUGAAUAUGUUUGUGGCAACUAAAACAAAAGCAGAUGAAGACCGGAGCGUCAUUUCACUCUCCUUCUCUCGUCGACAAAGUGCUUUCUCACUGCCUACAGAAAUAGAUGUAGAUUUUUGACAUUUUUUUCAAAUUCACUUUUUUUUUCUGGAUGACUCAAGUGUGGAAUAAAAAUAAAUGUGGCUGCUUAUCAUCCACGUUUGCGGGAAAACUGUCCGUUUUAGACCUCGAUCUCGGUUUUCUGUGCGAACUGACUGUGCCAAAUCUCUUCGAUCAGCACUGGAGACAUUUAUAAGUUGUUCGGUUCGAUUUGUACCUGCGUUUUUUUGUUUUGUUUUUCUUCUUCCGUUCAUAAGUGUAUUUAACUGGAAUUAAGCGACGUCUAGAAAACACUGGAAUACUACCAGGAGGGCAAAACUUAACUUUGCAAGCUUAAUUCCCUCCAAAGAUGUACAAAAAAAAGCCCUGUCUCUCAAUGUUUAGUUGAGUGUGUGCUGUAUGUCGAUCAGUGUUUAAUAUGAGAGGCUUUGUUUCUGACGGUUUGGCUUCUGCUGUUUGACUCGACGACAUGAUGAUAAUGAACACUGAGAUGUUAAUAGAGAAUGAUAAAUAUAUAAAUAUGAAUAUAAAUAUAGAUCUAUAUAAUUUUUAUGUGCAGAUGUCAGUGUCACUGAAAGCAACAAACCAGAAAAGACUUGUACAAAAAAAAAAGAAUAAGCAAAACAAUUCUGUUUACCUUCAUGUCCGACUGAGAAAAGAGAAAAUGAAACUUGAAAUGUUGACCUGGUCCCAGUUGUGUUCUUACCAAGCUACAUGAAUAAUCACGCUGGAUUUGGAUGAUGUUCUGAUGUCAGGACAAUAAAUUAAUCUUUGCGA
Messenger RNA from Danio aesculapii, 5377 nucleotides. It is a transcript of the gene ctnnd2a, whose product is annotated as catenin (cadherin-associated protein), delta 2a. Gene Ontology annotation, cellular component: nucleus; plasma membrane; adherens junction. Gene Ontology annotation, molecular function: cadherin binding. Gene Ontology annotation, biological process: cell-cell adhesion; cell-cell junction assembly; dendritic spine morphogenesis. The record is from RefSeq and is a predicted model, not a curated record. NCBI's taxonomy places the organism in Eukaryota, Metazoa, Chordata, Actinopteri, Cypriniformes, Danionidae.